GUAAACCCUAGAUCUAACCACCUAAUCGCUAAGAAACCCUAGAUCUAGCCGCCAAGUGAGUAUGUCGAAUUCCCGAUCCUUUCUUGUUGCUUCCUCUUAUCCCUUUUAUAGACCCUGUCCUCGUGUUCGCCCUAGUUCACUUGAGCCUUGUUGGGCUUGAUUCUCGUUGGGCCCGUUUAGUAGCCCGGGUAAAUUCUGCUUCCACCGAGUCUUCUAGAACGCUCUUUGUCGCGCUACUAGACACGUCCUCGUGCUGAGGCGUUUCAUACGCGUUUAGUGGGCCGAGUAGAUUGUCACAUCGGGCUAAGCUUCUCCAUUUGAUGGGCCUUAUGGAGAGGUAUAACCCAUCUCCUACAAAGAAGAAGUCACCAGAUAACGAUGCUCGCUGUGUACAUAUGGAUAAGGUUUCAACUUUCAAGAGAUGGUGAGGUUAAUGUAGAAGACGACUCGUGUAUGUCCUUCGAGUUACAAGAAGACUCCAAUAUGAUAUUCUCUCACAGCCUUAUUGAAAACAGAGAGUGCCACAGAUCUUGUGAUCAGAGACUCAAAAAAUCAGAUUGUUGGACCAAAAACAAAAAUCUCUUACCUACUUGGAACAUCAUUGAUGAACUAUUUGGUCAAGACGACUGGGGAGAGAAUGAUGAUAAAACUCCAAGGGUCAAUGCUAUACAUAACUUGUGCGGCAAGUAA
This is a messenger RNA of Eruca vesicaria subsp. sativa (arugula), 690 nucleotides long. The record is from the annotation of a GenBank genome assembly. Lineage: Eukaryota; Viridiplantae; Streptophyta; Magnoliopsida; Brassicales; Brassicaceae.